Cyphomyrmex costatus is the source of this 338-nucleotide messenger RNA. Its product is annotated as cytochrome P450 4p1. The transcript is spliced from 2 exons. Lineage: Eukaryota; Metazoa; Arthropoda; Insecta; Hymenoptera; Formicidae. The annotation marks the transcript as partial. Gene Ontology annotation, molecular function: oxidoreductase activity, acting on paired donors, with incorporation or reduction of molecular oxygen; iron ion binding; heme binding. The record is from RefSeq and is a predicted model, not a curated record.
GAGAAUUUGUUUUACCAAAAGGUACAGAUGUUAUUAUAUCAAUUAUACGAAUGCACCGGAAUGAAAAAUAUUGGUCGAAUCCAUUGAUGUUUGAUCCGGAUAGAUUUCUAUCAGAAAAAACAAAUUGUUUACCAUAUUAUUUCAUGCCUUUUAGUGAUGGAUCAAGAAAUUGCAUAGGUGCAAAAUACGCAAUGAUGUCCAUGAAAGUUAUUUUAGCAACGUUGAUAAGAAUGUUUGUAUUUAAAUUGAAUCAUAGCAUUGAGAUAGACAAAAUCAAAUUAAAUUCGGAUAUAGUAUUAUCUACAGUUGAACCUUUAAAGAUUAAAAUUGAAAAACGU